This is a messenger RNA of Anopheles darlingi, 2033 nucleotides long. Its product is annotated as putative fatty acyl-CoA reductase CG5065. The transcript is spliced from 8 exons. The record is from RefSeq and is a predicted model, not a curated record. Gene Ontology annotation, molecular function: alcohol-forming very long-chain fatty acyl-CoA reductase (NADP+) activity. Gene Ontology annotation, cellular component: peroxisome. Gene Ontology annotation, biological process: long-chain fatty-acyl-CoA metabolic process. Bases 488 to 2008 code for a protein of 506 amino acids. Lineage: Eukaryota; Metazoa; Arthropoda; Insecta; Diptera; Culicidae.
UUGGUAAAAGUUAGUGGCGGGACUUGGACGUGAGGCACUGCUUAGGCCGUAAUUAGUCAUUGUUAUGCUCAAAUCUUACAUUGUCACCAUACCAUCUCCAGCUCCAGCUUACAUCUGCAGCAGUACAAAUCAACGAAAGAGGACGGAAACUGCAUGUGGUUCAAUGUCAUGGCGACGGUAGGAGGACCUUGGUGCUCGGCUCUGUACCCAAAGUAGCCCCUAGCGAUCCACCCGAACGCAGGACACUACUACUCGGAGGGCAUAAAGCCUGGUGUUUCGAAACGUGCACGCGUUAGUGUCGUGUUCGCAGUGGAUCAGUAUCGAUCGCAGACGAAUUGCCGACAAUACCGGAGAGUGUGUUCUUGUGGUUGCGUGCGUGCGUGUUUACAGUGCAGAUCACCGUCGAAUAUCAGAUCUAGGAUCGUGCAAGUGGAACCGCAAAGGUAUCGCAAGAAUUGCUUCCAAAGGCGAAACGAGUCCCAAAAUCAUGGCCCCACCGUCAGGAAGCUACGAGUCGGUGACAGAGUUUUACUCAAAUACCGAUGUGUUUCUUACCGGUGGUACGGGAUUUCUGGGCAAAGUGUUGAUCGAAAAGCUGUUGCGCUCCUGUCCAGAUAUCGGGCGUAUAUUUGUACUGAUGCGAAGUAAGCGUGGCAAAUCGAUUCAGGAACGAGUGGUCGAGCUUGCCAACUGUCCUCUGUUCGAUCGAUUGAAGGAGGAAAACCGGGAAGCACUCGGCAAGGUGGUACCAGUGUACGGCGAUAUUACGCAGUUUCGCCUCGGCAUGCACGAGGAGGACAUCCAGCGGCUCAGCAAGGUGACGGUGGCAUUCCAUUUGGCUGCUAGCGUACGCUUCGAUGAUCCAUUAAAGGAUGCGAUUAAAACAAACAUCUGCUCGACGCAGGAGAUGUUUGAGGUGCUCAAGAGUGCCGCCCCCAAAAUACGUGCCGUGGUGCACGUGUCGACAGCCUACAGCAAUCCCGAGAUUCGAUCUGUGGAGGAAAAGCUCUACCCGCCAAAGUAUGACUGGAGGAAGCUGGUACAAGCGGCGGAUCGCUGCGACGCGCUCACACUAGAUGCCGUUAUGCCGAAACUGUCGCAAAACUCGCCAAAUAGCUACACUUUUACGAAGGGACUGGCGGAGCAUAUUUGCCGGGAUUACAGUAACGAGUUGCCGUUGGCCAUUGUGCGCCCCUCCGUUGUUAUGUUCCCGAUCCAGGAACCAAUGGUUGGUUGGGUGGAUAAUUUUAACGGCCCGACAGGAUUGCUGGUAAGCGCCGGUAUGGGCAUCACAAGGACCGCGUAUAUUCAACAGACGAACCGCAUCAACAUCAUCCCAGUCGAUGUCGUCGUAAAGAAUCUCAUACUUGCGGCCUGGAAAAGGGGCACGAUCGAGCGAAACGUCGGCCCGGACCACCUUCCAAUCUAUAACAGUGCGGUCACUUAUCAGCAGUCCGUCGAAUAUAAAGAAAUGCUGGAUCGUGGCAAGGAAUACCUAUUCGAGGUACCCUUCAGCCGCAUGCUUUGGGUCCCCGGUGGAUCACCAACGAACUGGAAAGCAUGGUACUAUGUGAAGCUUUUGUUCACAAUGAUUCUGCCGGCACUGUGUUUGGAUGUUUUACUGCGUGUACUAGGCUACAAACCAUUCUUAAUGAAUCUGCAAACCAGAAUAUAUGUGGGUCAGCUUUCGAUACAGUACUUUGCGUGGCACGAAUGGCACUUUGAAACGAAGCAGAUGAAUAGUUUGCCCAACUUCUUAAACGAAAAGGACCGAAAUGCUUUCGGAUGGUACUUGCCAAAUGAGACACUGACUGGUGACUAUCUAAAGAAUGCAUACAUUACCAUCAGGCGUCAUCUGGUGAAGGAUCCGGACGAGACGAUCGCUUACGCCAAGCGGAAGUUAGCACGCAUGAUGCUGUUCGAGCGAAUCAUACAGCUAACUGCCUUCGGAUUCGUGCUGAUCGGUGUUUGCCGGUCACUUUUUGGCGGAAGGUUUAACGAGUUGUAAUAAACGUUUCAUAAUGUUUCCGGUA